This is a messenger RNA of Paramuricea clavata, 4628 nucleotides long. Lineage: Eukaryota; Metazoa; Cnidaria; Anthozoa; Malacalcyonacea; Plexauridae. The record is from the annotation of a GenBank genome assembly.
AUGCUGUUUUUCAGAAACACAGUGACAGAUUCGACAACUAGUUUGCAUAACAAUGAUGAAAGUAUUUCACAUUAUGACAAUGAUGUUAAUGGAGAUAGAAAAACAAUGUUGAGAAUGGAAAAAAAGGAAAACGAUGAAUGUGGAAUAGGUUCAGAUGAGGGUAUGUAACUAUAUGAUUUUGACAUAUUGAUACGGGGACUAGCUAACAGUCGUGGGUAGAAUGUCGUGGGUCGUGGGUAGAAUGCCGUGGGUCGUGGGUAAAAAGUCGUGGGUCGUGGGUAAAGAGUCGUGGGUCGUGGGUAAAAAGUCGUGGGUCCCGAAUAAAAAGUCGUGGGUCCCGAGAAAAAAGUCGUAGGUUCCGAGAAAAAAGUCGUGGGUCCCGAGAAAAAAGUCGUGGGUCCCGAAUAAGAAGUCGUGGGUCCUGAGAAAAUGCCGUCGGUUCCAAGCAAAGUAUUUCCAUAUAUUUAGCUUUCUCCCUUUGGAAUGCGUGUUUUUUCUUCUUCUGAGGCUUUCCCAAAUAUAUGUAGUCUUAGAGCGCGUUAAGGCCGGGUUUUUUAUAUCGGGCAGAUCGGUUUAUAAAUAUUAUAACCAAGUGUGACAGUGUUAAUGCAAUGCAAUGUCUGUUUUACUAGAAAAAAAAUAAAAAAAGCAUUUGAGAGAUUUCACUUAAGUACAUAUUUAGUAUCUAACCAUGUUGCAGUAGUGAAUCUAGUGUCAAAUUUAUUAUGUGGUUUGUAAUUUCUAAUGUCAAACAUAAGUUACAAAUAUACAGUCACAUGCAGUAUUUGUAACAUUUAUCUGUCUAUAAGAUUAUAACGUCCAAAUAUUUGAGCUAUAUGGGGUUUAAAGUUGAACUGUUUCGUGACUUUCGUCCACACUUGAUUAUAAUAUUUAUAAACCAAUCUGCCGAUAUCAAAAACCCGGCCUUAACGCGCUCCAAGACUAUGUAUAUUUGGGAAAGCCUCAGAAAAAAAAAACACGCAUUCCAAAGGGAGAAAGGUAAAUAUAUGGAAAUAUUUUGCUUGGAACCCACGGCAUUUUCUCAGGACCCACGACUUCUUAUUCGGGACCCACGACUUCUUUCUCGGGACCCACGACUUUUUAUUCGGAAACCCACGACUUUUUACCCACGACCAACGACUUUUUACCCACGACCCACGAUUUUUUACCCACAACUUUUUACCCACGACCCACGACAUUCUACCCACGACCCACGACUGUUAGCUAGUCCCAUCGAUACGUGCAUGGUGUCGGCUCAGAAUUUUUGCACGUGACUUGUUUCUUUUAUAUAUUGUUGCUUAAUUGGUACAAUUUCAUUUCUUAUAAUAUUAAUAUUUUAGUUAAUCCUUUAAUUAAUGGUUUUAGAUAUGUAUUUAUAAUAUAGCAUUUGUAAAUUCUGGACACUGAUUGGCCAAGAGCCGUGUUGACAUAACUCAAUGUCAACACAAAAAAUUUCGCGCCUCUUUUUAAAUUGAAAAGCGUAUUCCCAAAAUUUGUGCUAUAUUAUAAAAAAAUAUGAAAACAUUUUUUGGUAUUGAUAUACAGUUAGCUACAUCAACACCCGGGCGUCGUGCUUCCACACAAUUUCUACUCGUGUUGAUAUAACUGUAUCUCAACAUGCAACGCGGAAAUUAAAUGUUUUAUAUUUUGUUAACUAUUGACUAUUGUAUUUGUCUUUAACAUCUAUCGGCUACCUGUAAAACAUGGAACGGAGAAUCCCGGAAUGAAAUGGGGAAUGGAAUGACCCGGAAUUGUAAAAGCCGGAAUCUGUAAAACCCGGAAUUGUAAAAGCCGGUAUCUGUAAAACCCGGAAUUGUAAAAGCCGGAAUCUGUAAAACCCGGAAUUGUAAAAGCCGGAAUCUGUAAAACAUGGAAUCUGUAAAACAUGGAAUCUGUAAAACAUGGAAUCUGUAAAACAUGGAAUCUGUGAAACAUGGAAUCUGUAAAACCCGGAAUCUGUAAAACCCGGAAUCUGUAAAACCCGGAAUCUGUAAAACCCGGAAUCUGUAAAACCCGGAAUCUGUAAAACAUGGAAUUGUAAAAGCCGGAAUCUGUAAAACAUGGAGUGUAAAAGCCGGAAUCUGUAAAACAUGGCAUUGUAAAAGCCUGAAUCUGUAAAACCCGGAAUUGUAAAAGCCGGAAUAACAAAUCCGACAAGUUGAUUGGUCAAUAAUUAUUAAUUUAAUUAUGUCAAGUUUUGGCGGGAUUUUCGAUCUCCUCGUGUCUGAGCCUUAUUAAUUAACAACCUCAAGCACAGGCGGCCCAAUCUUACCCGGUGUUAUUAAUUACGUUAUAUCUUUAUAUAAAUAGUAUAUUGAAAAUCAUUAGAAAAUCCUGUGUUAUUAAUUUAUUACGUUAUAUCUUUAUAUAACAGUCUAAUGAAAAGCACUUACCGGUGUUUCUUGAAAGAUUUUAACGAGAACCGGCCAAGAUUGGCGUUGACAAGAGGUUAACGGCCAUAGUUGGAGUUGACAUGAGGAUUAACAGCAAGAAAUAAUACAAGGCUGGUCACUUUGACCGUUAAUUGGACUAAUUGGGACAAACGCUGACAGAAAUCAAUCGAAUAACGCCAACUUCGGCUGUCGCAUCCUCGCUAAAUUACGUUACAUCGGAAGAGCGAUAAUUUUUACAUAAUAUACUUUUCUUUCAGAAUUUAACAAUAGUCUUCCUGCAGAAAAUGCCAAUUGAAACUUACAAAUGUCUAAUCUUCCCCGGUUCGUCACCGAUCUGAAUUCAUAUUAUAUAAUAACUACAGUGAAACACGCAAUUUGAAUGGUCAAUAGCCGUGCAGGAUCAGGCUAUCCUGCACGAGGAAUUAAAAUGCCUUCGCGGGAUUUUCGCGGGAUUCUCAAAAUGUCAUUGUUUCACUGUAGUUAUUUUAUAAAACAAUUACCAAAUGGUUUUCCAAGCAGGAUAGCGUGAUCCAUGCACUUGGGACGUUGCUCGACUUUCGGAAAGCGUAAAAAUACACUCGCCUGCGGCUCGAGUAUUUUUACGCUUUCCGAAAGUCUCGCGACAUCCCUCGUGCAUGGAUCACGCAAUCCUGCACGAAAAACCAUUCGGUAUCCUUUAAUAAAAGGUAAUAGAAUAAUAAUUAGGUAAUUAGAAACGGUUUAAUAAGGUAAUAAUAAUCAUCAUAAUAAGGUGAUUAGAAAGUUUAAUGCAACAUCAACAUAUGACUUUUAUUCGACUAUAUCUGUGCGAAUAUUACAGGUACAAUAAUUUUACGUAUAUUGCCAGAUAGCUGAUGCAUUCAGCUACAUUUUGAUACGAGCUAUAAUAUUGUAGCUAGAAUAUUGAGCGAGAAUUCGUUGCCUAAACGAGGGUGUAAAAAUUGCCGUCUGAAUACACUUUCUAUAGUCGGAAUAUAUGUGUGGUUUUAGGCACGAGAUUCAACCGCUUAUAUUAAUUCGAAAUUUAACGACAUACACCCCUACCGCGGAUGGUUUGAAAGCUUGUGAAAAUGCCUACAUUUUAGUUGGAUUUAUAGUCAGGUUAGUUGAAAAUUCGCCGAGAAAAUGUUCGCAACAAACUGUUGUUCUGCCACGGAAAUUCAAAAAUUAGUCUAUUACAUUUUCAAAAUCUCGCCUUGCUGCGCAUAUAAACACACGCAUUUGGAGCUUUCAAAAUAUAUAGUCAUAAACCUUUAAAGACACAGGUGGAACGAAAACUUAUUAAAAUUGAAACGGCCUAUUUUGAAAAUAAUGAUUUUCUUGAAAAUCCGCCAUUGUCCAUUGAUUUUCCGUCCUCGUUUCACCGUACAUCAAAAUCGAGCUUCAAAUCAACAGUAAUCAGUAUUGAUAAAUAAUAUUCACUAUAAAAACUAACUUUCACUGUUUUUCCUCGAGAAUACUAAUAGAAUAUCAGCCUUGCACAAAAUCCGAUUUCUUGAGGUUGUUUAUUAUAUUAAUAAGGCUCUGACACGAGGAGACCAAAAAUCCCGCCAAAACCUGACAUAAUUAAAUUAAUUAACAAUUAUUGACCAAUCAACUUGUAGGGUUUGUUAUUCCGGCUUUUACAAUUCCGGCUUUUACAGAUUCCGGCUUUUACAAUUCCAUGUGUUACAGAUUCCGGCUUUUACAAUUCCGGGUUUUACAGAUUCCAGCUUUUACAAUUCCGGGUCAUCCCAUUCCCGGUUCCAUUCCAUUCCCCAUUCCAUUCCGGGAUUCCCCGUUCCGUGUUUUGCAGGUAGCCGCCACUGUGUUAUCGUCGUCAUUCGGGAAAAAUUUAACAUUGUGAAUGCAACUUUUGACAGCAGUCAUAAAAAUCUCUUUUGCGCUAAUACAUGUACCCUUAGUGUCGUCUACAUGUUUCUUUACACAGAUAUUCCCGGGAUUAUACAGAGAAAGCUAUAGAAAUAGUUGUUAAAAAACAUGUCUCUUGAAUACUUUUAGCGAACGUAUAGCCUACAGAUUAUUUGUUUCAGUGUACGAAACGGUUAUAGUAAAUAAAAAUUUCAAUUAUUUUCAUUUUAAGAGACCCGCGAGGAUGUGGCCUGCGAUUCUGUCCAGGCAACAGUAACAGCAACAAAAGUAGAGGGACCAGAGACAAAAGAUAUUCAACCACUUGAAAAUAGUAAGAAAAUGUAUCUUAAAUUAUCGUAUUUCUAUAAUACCUUCCUUCCAUAG